AGCAUCACUUAUCAGACAUUGCUCGGCACCUACAGCUAGCUUCCACUCCAUAAUGUCGAGUUCGCAAGUCACCCACCGUCGUGCCUUUCGCCGAACCGACGAUUACACACCCGGCAAUCCCAAGCUAAAGCUAGUGGUUGAAGAACUCCCGCUUCCCCUCGCACCGACAGCGGUCUUGAUCAAAGUUCACGCAUUAGCUCUUAAUUAUCGGGACGCCAAUAUCGCAAAUGGGGGGAACCCCUGGCCAGUGAUCCCGAAUGGAAUUCUGUGCAAUGAUGCAGCAGGCGAGGUAAUCGCCAUCGGGGACAAAGUGAAGACCUUUGUGAUUGGGGACCGGGCCGCGCCCAUCACGGACACCGAGAAUAUCUCUGGGCGUGAGACCAAGCGCUCGUGGCUGGCUGCAGAUGAAGAUGGAGUAAUGGCGGAUUACAUCGUUUUUGAUGAGCGCGUUCUGUGUAGCCUCCCUUAUUACCUGCAAUGGGUUGAUGCUGCGACGAUUCCUUGUGCUGGGGUUACGGCGUGGUCGGCGUUGAAAGGGAUGAGUAUUGGGCAGACCGUGCUUAUUCAAGGGACUGGAGGCGUGAGCGUGUUUGCUCUCAAGCUUGCACGGGCUGCUGGUCUACGGGUGAUUCUGACCUCCUCCAGCGAUGAGAAGCUCCAGCAAAUGAAGACGAAAUAUUCGAGUCCUCCAGUCUUGACAGUCAAUUAUUCGCAGACAACCGACUGGGAUCAGGAGGUUUUGAAGCUGACCGAUGGCGUGGGGGUUGACAUCGUUGUGGAAAAUGGAGGAACGGGCUCUCUGGUCAAGAGUCUGAGAUGCACAAGACGCGGAGGGACGGUGAGCCAGGUCGGCUAUCUUUCAAAACAGGAUCCUUCAGACCUGCGGGAGCUGGUUCCGACUCUUAUAGAUCGAAGGAUCAACCUUAGGGGCAUCAACGCGGGUUCGAAGCACGACAUGGAGGACUUUUGCGCUGCUCUAUCAGCUUCUCAAAUGCCGCUUCAGGAUCUUGUCGAUAAGGUCUUUCCGUUUGAGCAAGCUGAGGAUGCCGUCGAGUAUAUCUGGCAGGGGAAACAUAUUGGGAAGAUUGUCCUUCAACUUUAG
Messenger RNA from Aspergillus sclerotioniger CBS 115572, 1102 nucleotides. RefSeq names its product zinc-dependent alcohol dehydrogenase family protein. NCBI's taxonomy places the organism in Eukaryota, Fungi, Ascomycota, Eurotiomycetes, Eurotiales, Aspergillaceae. The record is from RefSeq and is a predicted model, not a curated record. The coding region runs from base 53 to 1102 and encodes 349 amino acids. The transcript has 3 exons. Gene Ontology annotation, molecular function: oxidoreductase activity.